This is a messenger RNA of Aspergillus tanneri, 849 nucleotides long. It is a transcript of the gene METAP2, whose product is annotated as Methionine aminopeptidase 2. Gene Ontology annotation, molecular function: metalloaminopeptidase activity. The record is from RefSeq and is a predicted model, not a curated record. NCBI's taxonomy places the organism in Eukaryota, Fungi, Ascomycota, Eurotiomycetes, Eurotiales, Aspergillaceae. The transcript has a single exon. Gene Ontology annotation, biological process: proteolysis. Bases 1 to 849 code for a protein of 282 amino acids.
AUGGGGGACUCUUUUGUUGACUACAAUUCUAUUCCUAUCAAAUCUCGCGAAGAAGUUGCCAUGCUACGGCUGGCAGGCAAGAUAUCCGCAAAAAUCCUUGAAGAUCUGACCCCACACGUUCAACCGGGAGUGACGAAGAAGGAGUUGAACGACAUUGCGUAUAAUUUGAUUGUCAACAAAUACGGAGCUGAAGUUGACCGGGAGGAUUUAACUGGGUACGACUCCAGCGCUUAUGCAUGCGUCUCUUUUUCCCACAACGAAAUCGCCUUCAAUGGUGAAGCGACCAAUAUUCCUUUAAAAAAGGGUGAUAUAUUCGGAGUCGAUGUAAGCCUUAAAAAGGAAGGCUGGUGUGGCGACACCUCGCGGCAGUGGAUUGUUGGAGAUGACACCUCAGCUCAAGCUCGUCUUCUGGUUGCAGUCGCGUACCAGGCCAUGUGUCUCGGGAUCAAACUGGUUCGACCGGGUGCUAAACUUCAGGAUAUUGCUGUCACCGUCCAGAAGUAUGUUGAGUCAUUUGGAUUUUCAAUGCUCCGAGUGGGGAGUGCCACUGGCCACUCCAUUGGCAGAGUCCAUGCUGAUGGUUGGCACAUUCCUUUUUACCAUGACCCACGGAACGAGGGCCGUGUACUUCAGGAAGGGAUGGUGAUUACUAUUGAGCCAUUUAUCUGCGCCGGCAAAUCAGAGGGCAUCCGUGUAGACAAUGUUACCAGAUCUGCAGUUACUACAGACAACUCCUUGGCAGCCUAUUGGGAGCAUGUUGUUGCCAUUACAAAGGAUGGGUGUGAGGUGCUAGAUUUGAGAGAAGGAGAGGAUGUGACAUUCUACGGAGAAGUUUCAAAGUUGGUUUAA